Molecule: messenger RNA, 678 nt
Organism: Sphenostylis stenocarpa
Lineage: Eukaryota; Viridiplantae; Streptophyta; Magnoliopsida; Fabales; Fabaceae
Source: the annotation of a GenBank genome assembly
AUGUCCAUGUCGCUUCAACAUUCGCUUCUCCUUCUUUUCUCUUCCACAUUAUUCUUCACCUAUUUCCCAGGGUUGGUUGUACCUGCGGAGGUGACGCUGAGCUCGAUUGAGAUCUUCACAACCCACGAGUGGCUAAAAGUCACUCCAGCUGUCUAUUUUCGGUGCAAAGGGGACAAAAAAUCUGAAUUGCCUGAUGUCAAAAAAACCAACGUUUCCUAUACUUUUAAGGGUGAAGAGUCUUGGCAGCCUUUGACUAUUUUCGAUGGUAAAAAGUGUAAACGAUGUGGAUUCUAUGAGGAAGACAAAAUUCUUUAUGAUGAUGUGUUUGACGAGUGGGAAUUGUGUCCUUCUGAUUUUACCGCCCCUGCUGGAAGAUACAUCCACUUCAAGGAAAAAGAAUUCAAUGCUACUUUUCUGUGCCCAGGUUGCUUACCUAUUUCCGGUGUUUCUGUCUCUGCACCGCCUGCCGAGAAUCACGAGCACAGUAAAAAAGGAAUGCCUAUAGCAGUUAUCAUUUUGUUAACUAUUUUGGUCUUAGCCAUUUUGGCUCUGGCAAUGAUGGGUGUAUUCAAGUAUUGGCAAAAGAGGAAGAGGGAGCAGGAUCAGGCUCGGUUUAUGAAGCUAUUUGAAGAAGGUGAUGACAUUGAGGAUGAGCUCGGCCUUGGAACUAUAAUAUGA